CUCAAAAAACAAACCCGGUACCUGCUGCCUCAUUCUUUCUCCCUCAGUCGGAUUUCUGUUCUUCAUCCACGAUCAAUCGCCUGCUCUCCAAUUCUUGAUACAACAUCCAAGUCGGUAGUCACACUAUGGCAAAAACCCUCCUCUCCUCUCCCCUCUUCUCACUUCUUACAUUCCUGUUACCCCGUGGUCUAUAUAAGGAGGUGAAGGUGUCCCCAACCGAUCCAUUCUCCCCAACCGAUCCGUUCUCCCCAACCUAAACCCUACCGAUCAUUCUCCAGCAAUGGAUUUCAAUCACGGAUUUCCAGGGAAUCAUCAACGGUGGAAUCAAGGUCCUCGCGGCGGCGGCGGAGAGGGAGAUCGAGAGGAGGUUUACCGCCGCCAACUAGAUCGCGGCGGCGGAGGAAGAGAUCUAUACCGCCGAGGACUAGAUCGCGCCUGCGGAGGAGGAUCCAACCGGGGCGGCGAUCCGGUUUACCACCGCGGGGGCCGCGGCGGCGCAUACAACCAGGGCGGCGAUCCGGUUUACCACCGCGGCGGCGCAUUCAACCAGGGCGGCGGCGGAGGAGGAUCCAACCACGGCGGCGGCGGAGGAGGAUCCAGCCGCGGCGGCGGCGGAGGAGGAUCCAGCCGCGGCGGCGAUCCGGUUUACCACCGCGGCGGCGGAUCCAACCGGGGCGGCGGAGGAGGAUUCAACCACCGCGGCGGCGCAUACAACAACAGUGCUCCGGCUUACAACCGCGCAGGCGCUCCUGUUUCUUUCUGCAGGAGAAUCUUUCACUUCAGAAGAUGAAGAUGAGCUCUUUGGCACUCCGGAAGCAUUUCCUCGGGUUGACACAGAAACAGGGGAUAUGCCAGCCAGUAGUAGUCCUUAUCGGCGCACCGAAGAAGUUAAUUCUGCAGGAGAAACCUUGUUGUGUUCAGAAGAAAAGGGGCUCCUGAUGUUUGGUCACUACAGCCAUAUACCACUUCCCGAUUAUGUAGUUCCAUCCACUGAUAAUUGGCUAGAUAGGGCUUCUAGUGUCAAAGUUGAGGGCAACUCAAGUUUGAGUUCAGAUGAAGCUGACCCCCCUCAAGAGUUUCAUUCGCCCCGAGUUUCUUUCUCUUUGGAUGAUGAUGCUCCACCUGGGAGUCCAGCACACCCCAUCACUCUGGCUCCUCUUCACCCUGCUGUCCUUUCGUGCACCGAAAAUUGUCGAGACAGAGCUCCUAGGCUGCGCUUCAAAUCUGGGAGUUUUUAGAGUUUUAGCUCAGAUGAAGCUUGUCCAACUGAAGAAUUUUGGUUACUAAUGAACAACAAAUCUUCAUGUAUGUUUACAUAUUUGGGUAUUGUAUGUCGGUUUGGUACUUUGCCUGUGCUCUACGAAGUAUUUGCAAACCUGCAAUAUGUAGGGUUUCUUUGUUCCAUCAGUUACGAGUUUACUUUAGUAAAGCUCAAUGAUGAGAACAUGGGUUGCCCUCCUAGUCACAUAUGUUUUUUAGACUUGGCCAUAGAAGAUUACUAGUACCAUCUGUUUUGUUACACUUUGGCCACAUGUUUUCUUUUCUAGUUUGACGACUUCGCACACUUAUUCAGAAAAAUUUAAGAAGUGUUAACAUUUUUCGUUGUUUGCCUUUGAUUGUGAUGCAAAAAAAUUAAUAGUUCCGGUAAUCGGGAUAUGAUAGCACGCUCAUUUUUUUUUCGUCAAAAUAGGGAAUACAUCGAAUGGAAUUUACUUUCCCACCCACAUCUUUGUUGAAUCUCAUCGGUAGAUCAGAUCUAUGGCUUUCAACGGCUCCGUGAAGACAAAAGGACAACCGCAAGAUUGCAUAUUACCCUGCCGAAUAAUGUCCAUUGAUCGAU
This is a messenger RNA of Cuscuta campestris, 1840 nucleotides long. NCBI's taxonomy places the organism in Eukaryota, Viridiplantae, Streptophyta, Magnoliopsida, Solanales, Convolvulaceae. The record is from the annotation of a GenBank genome assembly.